GCAUCGUUCGCUUGGCCGGGCAGCCAGCGAGACGCCCUUUCCCCGCGGUUGUCCGAGCGCCGCCAGCGGCCACGAAAACGGCCGCCAAAAAAGGACGAUAGCUUUAUGGCUGUGUGGCUAUGACUUUAGCACGAAAACGAGUAGCUGAAAUAAGGGAACCCUCAAAAUGGCCCGAAAAACCGCAGUAAUAACCACCAGCAUGAAAAUGCGGCCCUCUCCCAUGGAGGAGGUCAGCUGGCGCCGAAGCGACGCUGCGCGGAGAGGCGCAAAGAAGAAGACGCGGCCAGUCGAGCACGCACGCGCGGAGGAGGAGGAUGACGCCAGCCGCCGCCGCAAAGCAUACGCACCGGAUCAAGUUCACCCAGCGACGGCGCAGUGCCCUUCCUGGCUGCCUGUGCGCCUCCUUGGCGGCGCUUUGUGUGACGCUGGGCGCUGCAGCGGCCGUCUACUAUGGAGUUCGAUUCCUGGAGGGCCAACGGACCACAGAGCGCGUCUACCGGGGGGCAUUCACGGUGCUUGAAGGGGACAAGUUCAGCGACAGUCUGUCGAACAGCCUGGCUGAAGACUUCGUGCACAAAGCGGAUGCGUACCGUGCCAAGCUCGACCGCCUCUUCAAUAGCACCACCUCUGGCUUCUGCGGUACCGAGGUGAUCGCUUUCCAGAGGCGGGCGGAUCGUGAGCUGACGGUGCACUUCAACGCGCACUUCGCGCUGGGCGCCCCGCUGGAUGCCGGUGAUCUGUACCUGCUUGUGGCUGACGAGCUGCUGCAUGGCCGCCUAGGCGUCUUCGGGGGACUCAAGGUGGAUCUCGAGUCAUUCAGCCUGCAAGAGCGCCGGGCAUCUUCGCCGUUGCCGGAGCCGUGGACCCCUCGGCGCCGCUAUCCGGGCUACCUGGCUGGCCUGAGCACGACGGAGCGGCCCGCUACGGCAGCGCACUGCGAGCCCAUCGCCCUCGACCACUGCAGGGUCAGCCUGUCGUACAACAGCACCACUUACCCAAACGCAGUUGGGCACAUCACGGCUCGGGACGUGCGGCGGGACUCGGUGGCCUACCGGCAGCUGGCCGACUCCGAGUGCCACCCGCUGGCCGGCGAGCUGGUGUGCCGCCUGCUGCAGCCCCCGUGCACGGGCGUGCUGCCCUGCAGGGCCUUCUGCCGAGAGUUCUGGUCGGCGUGCCAGCGGCAGCUGCCGCCGUCGGUCGCCGCUCGCAUCGACUGUGACCGCCUGCCGGUGUACAGCGGUCCUGGCAGCUGCCAUUCCAAGCCCGGGUGCGUGAACGAGCUGAAGGCGCGGGGCAAGGAAGGCCACAUCUGCGACGGCGUCGUCGACUGCCCAGAUUUCUCGGAUGAAACAACUUGCGGUCUCUGCGGUCCGGCACACCUGCAGUGCGGCGAGCGCCAGUGCAUCGACGUCGCGCAGAGGUGCGACGGCCGGCUCGACUGCGCCGACGGCGCCGACGAGCGCGACUGCCUGACCCUGUCGAGCCGCGGAGAGCUGUGGGCGCCACCGCACGGCUACCUGCGGGCCUGGCGGCGCGGCCGCUUUCGCAAGGUCUGCGCCGACGGAGCCGAGUUGAAGCACGUGGCGGCGGCUGCCUGCGGCGCGCUAGGACUCGGGCCGCCGUCCCGCGUGGAGCUGCAUCGCGACGGCAACAGCAGCGACUCGUACUUGCGUCUGCUGGACCCGCAAGCGCCCGGCCUCAGGUUUUCUUCACCGGGGCCUUGCAGCAGCGACCUGGUGGUGUACCUGCAGUGCAGUCUGCCAGGUUGCGGACGGUCCUCGGCGCUGCCAGGGGUGGCGGGCCCCGCGCGCCGCGGGGACUGGCCGUGGCACGUGAUGCUUCUACGGGCCGGCAGGCACGUCUGUGACGGGACGCUGGUCACAGACAAGUGGGUUCUCACCGCCGGACACUGCGUGUCACAUUGGCGAGAGAACGAGCGGCUGCACGUUCGUCUCGGCUCGGUGCGCAAGGCUUCGCCCUGGGACACGCGGCUGUCGAGACCGGCGAGGCUCUCGGCCGACGGAGCCCUGGCCCUGGUGGGGCUCGAGGCGGCCCUGCCGCUCUCCAGCGCCGUGCGGCCGGCCUGCUUGCUGCCGGCGCCCGACGACGCGUGCGCCACUCUGGCCUACCGAGGCGAGCAGCUGGAGCAAGUGAGCCUGGAGGCGUUCCCGUGCGCGCCCUCCUCCACGCUGUGCGGCCGCACGGCGCGCGCCGAGCAGCUCGAGUCCCUGGCCGGCCGCCAGCUGGCGUGCCGCCACGGCGAGCGAUGGCACCUGCGGGGCGUGGGCGCGCAGCCCGGCGAGCAGCGCUUCCACCAGCUGGACGGGCCGCGCCUCGCGUGGAUCCGCGAGGCCGUGUCCUGAGCCGCCGCCGCUGUCACAGCUCUUGCAGUGUGGCGCCACCAGGCGUAUUGCGUGAUGUGUUCACAAAGCUCGUCAGAAAGCCAAGAAUGGCGUUGAAGGAAAAUAAACCGCAGAAAGACAUUGAAAAGAAUUGGAAAACAAAGUAAGCAAUAGUAUCUAUUGUAUGCAGCCUUUUUAACCCUUGUGGUAAAUGUGAAAACAUAAAACUGCAUUUUUCUCAAA
Dermacentor andersoni is the source of this 2585-nucleotide messenger RNA. RefSeq lists its product as uncharacterized. The record is from RefSeq and is a predicted model, not a curated record. Gene Ontology annotation, biological process: proteolysis. Gene Ontology annotation, molecular function: protein binding; serine-type endopeptidase activity. Lineage: Eukaryota; Metazoa; Arthropoda; Arachnida; Ixodida; Ixodidae.